Molecule: messenger RNA, 1710 nt
Organism: Drosophila takahashii
Lineage: Eukaryota; Metazoa; Arthropoda; Insecta; Diptera; Drosophilidae
Source: RefSeq, a predicted model, not a curated record
AAUAUAGUACGGAAUACGCGAAUCGCGAGUGAAGAUGUCCCAGACCCUGGACGACCUGCUGUUGCGCCAGGAGCACGCCCGCCAGCUGCGUCAGGCCUCGCGCUCCAAGUUCCGGCGGAUCAACUCGCUGGAUUUGAUACCGGAGCAUCCCAGUCAGUCGGAGGAGGAGGAGGAUAAGGACUCGCAGACGCCCCAUAAACAUUUUGUGACCCUGAGAAGGCAGAGAACUGCGGAUGGGAGUCUUCUUAGGAGUCAAUUCCAGACGCAGACGCCUCUGCAAGCGAAUCUGGGAACUCGAGUGCUGCUCUUUGGACCCCAAUUGCUGAUGAGAUUGGUUCUUACCAUCCUGAGAUAUGUGCUCUAUAUACCCUUGUCCAUUGCGGCACCUAGCUUCUGGCUUUCGGCGCUGCUCUGGAUCUUCUGGAAACUCUUGAGAGUGCCCAUUGCCCUGGUCAAGUGGCUACUGAGUGGCGAGGAGGAACUGGGUGCAGUGCAGCGGCAGAAGACCAUACUCCUCAGUUGCGGCAGCACCAUACAGACGCUUCAUUUGGCCAGGAACUUCUAUGGAUCCGGUGCUCGAGUGGUGGUCUUUGAAUUUGAGGGUCUGUUUGGAUUGGCCAGGUUUUCAACGGCGGUGGAUAAGUUCUAUGUGGUGCCGAGGCCCACUUCUAGUAAUCCCGAUCAGUACAUAGCCGCCUUGUGUCACAUUGUGAAGAAGGAGCGACCCUCGGUUUAUAUACCCGUUUGUGCCACCAGUCCCGCUUACUAUGAUUCCCUGGCCAGGCCGCAUUUGGAGGUUUUGGGCUGCGCCAGCUUUAUCCCAGGAGUACAGGAGACCCUCCAGCUGGACGACUGCCUGCAGCUCUUCCAGCGCUGCGAACAGCAACAGAUGGCUUUGCCUGCCCAUGUGGUUUUAACUGCUCCCCGGCAGCUUCAGCAGAUCUACGAGAGCGGCUUUGUGGGCAGCUAUCGGAACAUCCUGAUGGCCGCUGGGAUGCAGGGAGUCCUGGAGCGGCACAAGUACAUAUUGCCCAAUAGGAGGGCGGAAUUGAAACUGAACCAGCAUGAGAUUAGCGACAGGCAACCCUGGUUGGUGGUCAGGGAUCAGCCGGGCUAUCAUCACUAUGUGACCUGCACGACGGUCAAGGAUUCGCGGGUGGUGGCCAAUGUAAGUUGCCGGGUGGAGCAUCACACAAAGAACCUAAUCCCUGUGCCUCGAGAUGAUGAGGCGCAGAUAGAACUAUGGUUGCGAUCCUUUUUCGCCAAGGUGCGAUUCCAGAGGCCCGUAAAUGGACACAUAUCCUUCCGGCUGGUCAAGAGUCCCGCCCACGGGGGUCAGUUUGUACCGCUCGGCAGCCGACUGGGCGUGGCCCUGCCCUAUAUAUGCCAUAAUAGAUCGCAUGCCCAGUUGCUUUGCCGCGCGAUGAAGUGCAUCCAUAGAAGGGGACUCCCCGAGGACGAGCUGCCCAACUGGAGCUGGUCGGCGCUGGAGAGGAGCACCUCGAAGACGGCGCUGGACAAGCGGGAGGCUCUCUUUGCCUACUGGGAUCCACUGCCCUAUUGUGCCUACUAUCACUUCCAGUUGCCUUUAGAGAACGUCAAGCUGUUUUUGCAGCGACGGAAUCGCAACAGCGGCACGACAACCAAAAGUUUAUCGCCACGCAUCACGGUGCCGGUUCAUUGAACGGAGGAUCUGGAGCUGAGCUACUG